AUGAGCGUGUUUGACCAAGUACUGUACUACGCGAACGGUCUCAAGCCGCGCACGCGUAGCUACGUCAAGCUCGAGAACCCAGAGACCCUGAGCGACGCAAUGGACCUUGCUGUCAAGUACGAGGUGACACACUUCGUCGACGAUUCGCGCGAACGUUACACUCGUCAAGACAAGCGGAAGUCGUCCACUGAUCAAGCGCCGAGUCACGACAAGUCGUUCAAGGGAAAAGCGUUUCGUGUUCAAGGGUGUUUCAAGCCGAAGACUAACCCGAAACGAGCCGAAGGUCGUACCUGUUUCCACUGCAAGAAACCUGGCCACAUCAAGGCCAACUGCUUCCUUUGGAAGAAGGAGCAAGAAAAGCAGGGAAACGGGCAACCACGUCAGUGA
Molecule: messenger RNA, 387 nt
Organism: Phytophthora nicotianae INRA-310
Lineage: Eukaryota; Oomycota; Peronosporomycetes; Peronosporales; Peronosporaceae
Exons: 1
Coding region: 1-387 (128 amino acids)
Molecular function (GO): zinc ion binding; nucleic acid binding
Source: RefSeq, a predicted model, not a curated record